Messenger RNA from Rubroshorea leprosula, 873 nucleotides. The record is from the annotation of a GenBank genome assembly. NCBI's taxonomy places the organism in Eukaryota, Viridiplantae, Streptophyta, Magnoliopsida, Malvales, Dipterocarpaceae.
GUGUUUCAAGUGCCUUUCAUUUGAGCUACAACAUGCUUUUAAAUCAAAUGCGCUGUGAAGAUGGUAACCCUGAAAAUAUGUUGCGUAAUUCAUUCUAUCAGUUCCAGGCUGAUCGUGCCAUUCCUGAUCUUGAGAAAGAAGUAAAGGUCCUGGAAGAAGAGAGGGAUUCAAUGAAAAUUGAAGAAGAGGACAGUUUGAAGAAUUACUACAAUUUGAUUCAGCAAUAUAAAAGUUUGAAGAAAGAGGUUCGUGAUAUUGUAAUGUCACCAAAGUAUUGCAUACCCUAUAUGAAAUAUGGCAGGGUAUUGUGUUUACAAUGCACUGAUGAAGAAAAGUCCUCAUCAUUCUCAAUUGAGGACCCACUUACUUGGGGAAUAUUAGUAGACUUCCAUCGAGUGAAGAGCAUUCAUGAUGAUGAUGCAAGUAUAAGACCAGAAAAUGCAAACUAUGCGCUGAACGUUCUUACAAGGUGUGUUGUGAGCAAAGAUGGAGUUUCAAAGAAAACAAUUAAGAUUCUUCCUUUGAAGGAGCAUGGAGAACCUCUUAUUGUUUCAAUCCCUCUCUCACAGGUAAAAUCCUCAAUGCUAUUCUGUUGUUUUGAAUGUCUAGGUUACAACUUAAAAAAUUCUCAUGUUUAAUGUGAGGAAUUCAAAGGGAAAUAUGAAUCUGUAUCAUAUGUUAAAUAAAAUAAUAUGCAUGGGUAGCAUCUAAGCAGCAUAGAGUAUAAUCAUAUAUGUAUUUCUGAUAUAUAUGGAUUACAUCUAUGAAUCUGUAGGAUAUGAUAUAUUUUCUGUUGUAUGUGUUAGAGCCAUUUCUUCUAUGAAUUUACAUUAUGACACGUCUUCUUCAUACAAAUAUAGCAACCAGUAACAU